This is a messenger RNA of Glarea lozoyensis ATCC 20868, 396 nucleotides long. RefSeq lists its product as uncharacterized. The record is from RefSeq and is a predicted model, not a curated record. Bases 1 to 396 code for a protein of 131 amino acids. The transcript has a single exon. Lineage: Eukaryota; Fungi; Ascomycota; Leotiomycetes; Helotiales; Helotiaceae.
AUGUCAACCAAUGAUCCCAUUUUCGAAAUCAUCGCUAUGGGAGAAGAAGUCUUCAACCGCGAGCCAUCUGGCCCCCCAUGGGUCGCUUUCUUCGACAAAGUCGCACAAUCCCUCACCGGUUUGAAGUCGAUGGAAGUGAUCUGGGAUUGCGCAUACGACUGCGCGAAAUUUGGAGGUGGAACGGAUGUGACGCUUUCUAGAGCUAUAGAGCAGAUCAAGGGGCUUGAGGAGUUGAAGAUGGAUGGAUGUUAUGCGAAGGAGUGGGCGGGAUAUCUGGCGGAGAAAACGAGGGCGAGGAUCUUGGAGAAACAACAUACGCAGUUUGAGGAUAAGCAUCGGUAUAUGGGGCAUUUUAGGAAACAUCAGCAGAGGAGGAAUCCUGAUUUUGUGGUAUGA